Messenger RNA from Thamnophis elegans (Western terrestrial garter snake), 1374 nucleotides. Its product is annotated as zinc finger protein 501-like. The coding region runs from base 104 to 1276 and encodes 390 amino acids. NCBI's taxonomy places the organism in Eukaryota, Metazoa, Chordata, Lepidosauria, Squamata, Natricidae. The record is from RefSeq and is a predicted model, not a curated record. The transcript has a single exon.
CAAAUGCCCAGAAUGUGAAAAAUCCUUCAAAAAUAAUAGAAAUCUGCAAAACCAUCUAAGGGUCCACUCAGGAGAGAAACCAUUUAAAUGCCAGGAGUGUGGGAUGAGCUUCAAUUAUAGAAGUAGCUUUAAUAGACAUCUAAAGAUCCAUUCAGGAGAAAAACCUCAUAAAUGCCUGGAGUGUAGAAAGAACUUCAGUCAGAGGAGCAGCCUUUAUAAACAUCAAAGGAUCCACUGGAGAGAGAAACCGAGUAAAUGCUUGGAGGGAGGAGGGUUGUUUGGAAGAGCUGGGAAUCCCCAAAAGAUCCAUGAGGGAGAAAAGAUAUAUCAGUGCUCCGAAUGUGAAAAAUCUUUCAAAAGAAAUGGAAAUCUGGAAAGCCAUCUACGGUUCCACACAGGAGAGAAAUCAUACAAAUGCCCAGAAUGUGAAAAAUGUUUCAAAACAAAUAGACAUUUUGAAAACCAUCUAAAAAACCACUCAGUUGGAAACCCAUAUAAAUGCUUUGAGUGUGGAAAGAACUUCAAUCAGAGAGGAGAUCUUAAUCAACAUCAAAGAAUCCACACAGGGGAAAAACCUUAUAAAUGCUUUGAGUGUGGAAAGAGAUUCCGCCAGAGGAGCAGCCAUUAUAGACAUCAAAGGAUCCACACAGGAGAAAAACCUCAUAAAUGUCUACAGUGUGGAAAGAGCUUCAGUCAUAGGAACAGCCUUUAUGUACAUCAAAGGAUCCAUUCAGGAGAGAAACCGUAUAAAUGCCUGGAGUGUGGAAAGAGAUUUAUCGAUGGUGGAAAUCUUUAUAAGCAUCAAACUGUUCACACAGGAGAAAAACCCUAUAAGUGCCUUGAGUGUGGAAAGAGUUUUACCAUACGUGGCCGCCUUCAUGACCAUCAAAGAAUUCACACUGGAGAGAAACCCUAUACAUGCAUGGAAUGUGAAAGGAGCUUCAGUAGUAAAACAGCUCUGUACAGCCAUCAAAGGAUUCACACAGGAGAACAACCAUAUAGAUGCCUGGAGUGUGGAAAGAACUUCAAUCACACAGGACACCUUAUUAUGCAUCGAAGAGUCCACUUAGGAGAAAAACAGGAAAAAACCUGGUGUGUGGAAAGAGCUUCAGUGAGAGAACAGACGAAAGACUCAGGAAUCCCCAAAGAAUCCACGAGGGAGAAAAACAAUAUCAAUACACAUGUGAAAAAUCUUUCAAUACAAAUAAAGAUCUUCAAAACCAUCUCCACACAGGAGAGAAACCAUUUGAGUGUGGAAAGUGCUUCAGUCAGAUGAGACACCUUCAUACACAGAAAAGAAUCCACACUGGGGAAAAAACCAUAUGAAUGCUUGGAGUGUGGAAAGAGCUUUAAUAAGGAUGCAAACCUCCGUCA